Rotaria sp. Silwood1 is the source of this 441-nucleotide messenger RNA. NCBI's taxonomy places the organism in Eukaryota, Metazoa, Rotifera, Eurotatoria, Philodinida, Philodinidae. The record is from the annotation of a GenBank genome assembly.
AUGGUCUCAAAACGUGUUAUAAAAGAAUUGAAAGCUAUUGAAGAUGCUUCAGGAUGUUAUAGUGCUACUAUAGUUAAUGAUGAUAUAUUUCAUUGGGAAGCAUCAAUCAUUGGUCCUGAUGAUAGUCCAUAUGAAGGUGGAGCUUUUCGUCUGGAUAUUAGAAUUCCAUCUGAUUUUCCAAUUCAUCCUCCACGAAUUCGAUUUAAAACAAAAAUUUAUCAUCCAAAUAUCCAUUUUACUGGUGCUAUCUGUAUUGAUAUUUUACAAUCUCAAUGGAAUUCUACAUGGUCAAUAGAACAAAUUUUAUUAGCUAUUAUUUCAUUAUUAACUGAUGCUAAUCCUGAUGAUCCAUAUAAUGCACGUGCUGCAUUAUAUUAUCGAGAAGAUCGAGAAAAAUUCAAUGAAAUUGCACGAUAUUGGACAAAAAAAUAUUCAAUAUAA